Molecule: messenger RNA, 1878 nt
Organism: Hansenula anomala
Lineage: Eukaryota; Fungi; Ascomycota; Saccharomycetes; Phaffomycetales; Wickerhamomycetaceae
Exons: 1
Coding region: 1-1878 (625 amino acids)
Biological process (GO): regulation of transcription by RNA polymerase II; DNA-templated transcription
Cellular component (GO): chromatin
Molecular function (GO): zinc ion binding; DNA-binding transcription factor activity, RNA polymerase II-specific; RNA polymerase II cis-regulatory region sequence-specific DNA binding
Source: RefSeq, a predicted model, not a curated record
AUGGAAAGCUCGUCUGCUGGUGAGUUGGAUGACAAGUUCACAAAUUUCACCACUAGCGGAUUUGAAGAAUCUAUGAAUUGGAUUUUUGGCCAAAACUCACCGGUGAUAUCUCCAAAUUUUGAAAGCAUUCUUCAAGAUUACUCUUAUUCAGCUGAAGCCGAUAAUAGCAAAUCAGCGAAGUUGGUCUCGUAUGUCUCCUCAAACACAAUAUCAAAGUUGCUAGAGUUGUUGAAAACCCUAAACAUUGAAGCUGACUUCCAAUCAUUCUUUACACAUACAGAUGAGUUUUUGGAUCUGUUUUGGCACUGUUUUGACACAAUGUAUCCAAUAAUUCAUAGGCCCACUUUCGAUGUUUGUUAUUCAAAUCCAAAUCCAACAGUUUUAAAUCUUUUGCUUUUGAUAAUGAUUGUUGUUAUAGGAUCUAGUUUUGCAAAGCAAGAACCCGAAUUUCAUCUCGUUGCAAAUGAAUUACAAUCAAAAGUCAGGUCUCAAUUAAUUUUGGAACUUCAAAAAAUCAAAGAAAUGAGAAAUGCACCAUUAGCGUUAUUGCAAGCGCUAUCUUUAACAGAUUAUUUCAGUCUAUAUUCAGGUACCAAUAAGAAUCUUUUCGAGUUUCAAAUUUAUCAUCCUUUAAUCAUCAAUCUAAUCAAGGAAAUUGGAUUGUAUUCUGAAAAAGGUGACCCAUUAGAGUCAAAAGAAACAACAUAUGAAACAUACCAAGACUGGAUCAGUUAUGAAAGUUGGAAAAGAGUUGCAUUUUUUAAAUAUUUGUUAGAUAUCCAAAGAUAUUUUUUCCUAGGUACGAACCCUUGUUUAUCAGUGUUUGAUGUGAAAAUCAAUUUACCUUGCACGGACUCUACUUGGUACGCUAUUGACACAGAGGGUUUUAAAAAUGAGUAUUCAAAACAACCAAAAGAGCUCAAUGCUAGGUCUAAUUCAUUAUCCAAUUUUGAGAAUGUUCAAACAAGGUAUGACCAAAAUGAACAAAACAAGUUGAACAUAAUUCCUGAAGUCACCCAAGAGGGAUCCUGGCCUAAUUUUUUAUGGAGUUUGAGAAGAUUAAUGCAGCCUUAUUCAAACAAUCAAAAAGAAUACCAUGUGGAUUGCUUUUCUCAGUUUUCAAGAUUUAUCUUCCUACAUGGUGUCUUGUCUCUAGUCAAAGAAUUAAGAAAUGUUCAUUCUUUUGGUCAGGAAGUUUUAGGUAAAUCGCAGUUUUUUGCUGCAAAGAUUGAACAAUCAUUCUACAGCUGGAGACUUUACUUGCAUCACAAUAUCAAGGAGGCUAACGCGUCCACUACAUCUUCAUCAUGCAGUGCUUCAUUAAAUAAUUAUGAAAUUUCACCGGCAUUUUGGGCAAAUAUUACUAUGUUCAAUGUUGGGUUAUUGGGACUUUAUUGCAAAAUUGACCUAUUAAUUGGCUUGUUCAAAGAACUAAAGUUGGGAUCAACAAAUUCUUUUACAAUAGAAGCUGCAAUUUCAUGGUCAAAGUCAAAAGACGGGGAACAUUCAUUAAUUCAGGCGUGUCGACUACUGAGGACAAUGGUAGAUAACAAAGAGCUGAUUGAUGCAGUACCACAAGCUGUAUUUUCCAUAUAUAUAAGCAUCGUCGUGUGUUGGGUGUAUGAAUUUGGAAUGCUACCUGAUUUGAAACUGUGGAAGGACGUGACUAUACUUAGCGAUGUGUUGAAUCAUCAUGAAAAAUCACUAAAUUACCUGGAUUUAGUCUUGGAAGGCAAAAACUGUGAAAUAGUGACUACAGACCGUUUCGAAUUGUUAAAGUAUCACAUGUUGUAUGUCACAAAUUACUUGAAACCUUGUAUUUGGAAACACUCCAGUUGGGCAAGUUACGUAGAAGAAAUUGAAAGUAUGACUACUUAA